AUGCAAACCAUUCAGUCACUACUUAUCGUCGCCAUCCUCACCUGCGUCCCAAUAGCAUAUGCCGAAUGUUACAAGGACGGAAUGUCAGGCGAGUAUGAUGUAGACAAAAACACACCCGUCGACCUGAGAGUCGUAUGCGCUCAGUUAUCGGGUAAUUACGUAAAGAACGAGUUCCGAAGAGUCUGCAUCAUGGACUCAAAAGGCAGAAAGUGGGAUUUUCAGAUCAGU
Colletotrichum orchidophilum is the source of this 228-nucleotide messenger RNA. RefSeq lists its product as uncharacterized. The transcript has a single exon. NCBI's taxonomy places the organism in Eukaryota, Fungi, Ascomycota, Sordariomycetes, Glomerellales, Glomerellaceae. The annotation marks the transcript as partial. The record is from RefSeq and is a predicted model, not a curated record.